This is a messenger RNA of Puccinia graminis f. sp. tritici CRL 75-36-700-3, 387 nucleotides long. RefSeq lists its product as uncharacterized. The record is from RefSeq and is a predicted model, not a curated record. The transcript is spliced from 3 exons. Lineage: Eukaryota; Fungi; Basidiomycota; Pucciniomycetes; Pucciniales; Pucciniaceae. The coding region runs from base 1 to 387 and encodes 128 amino acids.
AUGGUUCGCGCUCGACUUCAACCCUGGUCCACCGAUGGCGUGGACGGUGGCCCCAGCAGCAUCACGAUACUUUUGAAGUGGCUUGCGACCAACCGAAACUACGAACGAUGGCUCGGGCGCGGGGGUGAAUCCAAGAGAGAACUCAGUGCCGAGAUUCUCACAGAGAUGAGGCGCAAUGGCAUCCACCAUUGGGAUUACCAUGGCACACGACUGCAAAUGACUUUACUUGAGAGAUCACACGAACAAGCAUACGAAUGGGAAGGUACGACCGGAGGAGCUGUAAUAGCAAUGGGUGUCGAUGGGAGAAUGGUCUCCGUCCGAAAUCAUCUCCUCCGGAUGUGCCCUGUCAGCCUUAGAGCCAGCCAAGCUGGCCAAAAGACUGCUUAA